Spizellomyces punctatus DAOM BR117 is the source of this 628-nucleotide messenger RNA. RefSeq lists its product as uncharacterized. The coding region runs from base 1 to 588 and encodes 195 amino acids. The record is from RefSeq and is a predicted model, not a curated record. NCBI's taxonomy places the organism in Eukaryota, Fungi, Chytridiomycota, Chytridiomycetes, Spizellomycetales, Spizellomycetaceae. The transcript has 2 exons.
AUGAAAUCUGUUCCAUCGUUUUGGUCAACAAAAAGGCGAAAGGCAAAACAAAGCGUCUUUCCAAUUCAACGGCCAUUAACUGUAAGAGAUUGGAUGCUCAAGUUGGAGGAGCGGGAUAAGUUGGAGAAGGAGCUAGCCAAGUUAAAGAAAGAGGAUGAAAUGCUGCAGCAGGAGAUAAGAACGGUCGACAUUGAGCGGCAGGAGCUGAAAAGACGGCGCUUACUAGUGGAGGAACCUUCGUGGUUGGAGGAUAGGGAGGAUGAGUUACGGGAGAGAUUGAUAGAGUUGAUUGACAGGACGAGCGAGUUGAUUGACAGGAGGAGCGAGUUGUAUGAGAGGAGGGAACAGUUGUAUCAGAGGGAAAAAGAGUUGAGACAGAAGAAAAAGGCGGCAGAGGACAAGCUUAUCAAGGAGACCCGCAAACGUCGUCGAGCUCAAGCUCGGGUAGUGACCAGAGUUUUGACCUCUUUGCGUUUCCAUCGAGAGAUGGGAGCUUUAAGGAAGCCAAUGCCGUCUUUGGAUGAUGCGGCUCCUGCUGCUGAUGGUGCUUCCCAGGAUUUCGAAACCAGCAUUUCUAAACAACCAUAGAUUCAUCAUGCCAUUCAGCAUCUUUGUAUCUUAUUGACCA